Molecule: messenger RNA, 4096 nt
Organism: Astyanax mexicanus (Mexican tetra)
Lineage: Eukaryota; Metazoa; Chordata; Actinopteri; Characiformes; Acestrorhamphidae
Gene: lrp11
Product: low density lipoprotein receptor-related protein 11
Exons: 9
Coding region: 263-2005 (580 amino acids)
Molecular function (GO): protein binding; serine-type endopeptidase inhibitor activity
Source: RefSeq, a predicted model, not a curated record
AAUUUCAGUGCGCAUGCGCUUGCUCGCCUCACUCUAGCAUCCUCCGUCCCCCGAGGACCAGAGGCGAGCUCGAGCACCUGCUGAACUGAGCGAGCGAGCCAGUGAGUGUGAGUGGGAGAGAGAUAGAUAGAUAGGGGGAUAAAUAGAGAGAGAUAAGGGCAUAAGAGGAGAGUGAAAAAGAGAGGGAAUAUGGGCUGGUACGCGCGGAGACGAUGCUGAUGGUAAUGAGAAGGACAGCGAGCGUUCUUUCCCCGACAGCACCAUGAGGCUAAACAUCGUCACGCGCGUCCUCGCGCCGCUGCUCUGCUGUGUGCUCUCCGCGCUUCCGGUGAGCUCGAGCGCCUCGCGCGCCGUCUCCUCGCCGCUGUCGGACCUCAAGAGCAAGAUCAGCGGUGUGGAGGAGCUGCUGGAGGAGUUCCGCCAGCAGCUGCAGCACGAGGAGCAGCCUUACGAGCACGAGCAGGAGGAUGAGCAGGAUGAGGAUGAUGAGGGGGAGGUAGGGGAGGAUGAAGAGCGGGAGCACGGGCCCGUGGCGGCAGCCUGCCUCAGCCGCUUCGACUCGGCCGAGUCGCACAUCAUCCGCGCGGCCGUGUCCAUCGAGCGCGGCGCCACCUUCCUGUCCGCUCCGAGCGACGCGCGCGACCCCGCCGACUGCCUGCGCGCGUGCUGCGCCGAGCCGCGCUGCACCGUGGCCGUGGUGGUGCGCGAGGAGCGCGCGGCCCCGCGCGACGGGCCCCGCUGUUACCUCUUCAACUGCACCUAUCGAGGCGCGAGCGUGUGCGCGUACUCGCCGCAGCGCGGCUUCACCGCCUACAGCCGCAACGGCACCACCGCGACCACCGCGCUGCGGAGACCCGCGGAGGAGCAGCAGCAGCAGGAGGAAGAGGACGGAGGAGGAGGAGAGGCCUGGAUGAGAGAUCUAGAUGAACCACCUCGCAGCGAUGCUGGGCAGGAUGUGGUGGUCCAACUGCCUACGGACUGGGCCAUACUGGACGGCAGGGACAGCAUUGAUGACCAUGGCAUCAUGCGAUACGAGUGGUCCCUCGUUAAAGGAGAUCACUCUGUCAAUAUGAAGGUGACCCACCCAGGUCUGCUGAAGCUGAGUGGACUCAGAGAGGGCGUCUACACUUUCCAGCUGACUAUUGUUGACACCAUCGGGCAGAAGAGCUCAGAUAAUGUCUCUGUCACUGUGCUGGCACCUGAACACCAUGCCGAAGUAUGCACUCGACAUUGCACACGAUAUCAGUUCAUGUGUGAUGACGGCUGCUGUAUCGACAUUAGCUAUGCCUGUGAUGGCAAGCAGCAGUGCCCUGAUCGCUCAGAUGAAGACUUCUGCCGGAACUUUGAUGGUGGACGCAAGGCCGUAACUCACACAUCCAGUGCUCCAUCUCUAGUUGGAGAAGCACGAGAAUCAGAGGGCCGAGCUAUGAUUCCUUCAGAACCUCUUAGUGCAGAGACCCCUGUCCAGCCCAAACAACAGCAACAGCAGCCAGCAGUCAGUCAAGAUCCCUGUAUGGAGCCCCCAGUGGUUGGUCCAUGUAGAGGCACUUUCCCACGCUGGUAUUACGACGCCGCAGCAGGAGAAUGCAAGCACUUCUUGUAUGGGGGCUGCAAAGGAAACCGCAACAACUUUCUACAACAGACAGAUUGUGUAAACGAGUGCAUUCAGAAACCAGCUCCAGUGGAUCAGCAAGCCACCGCAGUGCCUCCCCCCACCACACAGGCUACAACAGCUACCAGGACUCCCAGCUCUGAAGCCAAACCCCUGAAUUCUGCGUCAGCAGCCCAGAAUGCUCAACCAGUAGCUAAAGCCCACACAGUGCUGGGGGGGCAGCCGCCACCCGAGUCAGGUGCCAUCCUGCCGCUGGUUCUGGGCGUGAUUAUCAGUGCUCUGCUGCUGUUGAUGGUGGCCUGCAGACUGCGCUUGGUGCGCCACAGGAUGAAGAAAGCUCGACCACUAACCACAGAGGAGUCUGAUUACCUCAUAAAUGGCAUGUACUUGUAGCAGAACACACACCUGUUCAGUAAGCGCGCACACACACAUGCAAAGGUGAUGCAUGUGAUGCACGUUUGUGCAUUUGUGUCUGUGUGUGUUUUCAGAUGUGUAGGGCCUGGGAACAGUUGCAUUUGAAGGCUUAACAUAUCAUUCUGUUUAAAUCUUACAGUUUAAGGACAGAUACUGAUUGGAAAUCAUGCAGAAAGAAAAAAACAUUUAAUGGCAUCAGAAAGAAGUAACAUCUUUUGUCAGCAUUUUUGUUUUGCUUGUAUUGAUUUCAGCUGCUCAGAAAUACCAUCAGUUCAGUACCACAUAAGCCAUCCACUUCCAUCGUUAUAUUCUGGAAGACUCUUUAAAUAAUGAGGAGUAUUUCAGGGUAGAUUACUAGUGAUAUUUUAUAUAUGUGUGAAACAGUAGUUUGUCUCUGUAUCUUUUUUACCUGGAUAAAAACAGAAAACAGUAGAAAAGAGAUACAUGUUCGAAAAGCUGCCCUAAUUAGUUACUUAUUAAUUCUUAAAAUCUGAGGUCAAUGAUUUCAAAGAUGAAGGCCACUGAUUUUUCAAAAACUGCUGACUUAAUUGAGAGAAACUGAAUGUGAAAUGUGCCAGGAUUCUUCACAGAGCUGAUGAAUGGAACCAGAAGCCUGGGAAGUUGAAUGCCUCAAAAAGCUACAUUACAUACAGUUAUUACACGGAAAGAGAAUAAAUACACGGAUUCCUGAGACACAAAGUGUGUUUACAUGCCCUUCAUAAUCCGAUUCUGAUUGAACUACUGAAUUUAUCUGAUUAUUCAAAUAGUCAUAGUCAUACAACAUAAUCUGAUUACUUAGAUCAGAGUAAGGUCUAAAAAUAAGCAAACAGUUAUUUUGGCACUGUAGAUGGUAACAUAUCACAAGGAUUUAAAUAAUCUUCAUCUUCCUACUGAUGUUUGUUUAUAUUGCUAUUUAAUGUUUAAAAAAAACUGAACUUGGGCUUUACAUGAAGUUUACGUCAUAAUUUAUUCUGGGAGAUAAUUGGCUGAUGUGACUGAAUGUGAAAUGGGAUUAUGAAGGGAUUAUGAAUGCAUGUAAACGCACUCUCUGUUUUACUGUUUUAGUUUUGAACAAAGCUUUUGGAAUGUUCAUUCACAUCAGAGACACAUGCAGGGUGCAACCUAGCUCCUAAAUAUGACUUUAUUUUUUAGCAUUUUUUUAACCAUCAUCAACAUUACAUAAAAACUCAGGAGAUGCAUAUAAGUUGAAUGGGGUUUUGGAUAGUAAAAGAAAUGGUGGUACUUGUUGUAGCCAUGAUGUAAAGAAAUGUCCAUCUUUCCAUAUUUCUUUACAGUGAACCCUUUCACACAAAAUAUUUCCAGGUUUAGCAGAAGCAGAAGAUUGUACUUUUUGGAGCUUUUUUUUUUUAGUUUUGGUGAGGUAAUUUAGAUUUUCUGGUUAUUUCAGUUUGUCCCACUGGAGGCACUAGAGUGCUGCUCUUCUAUCUGAUUUCUCUGAUUUCUCGUGGUGGAUCAAACAUUCUAUAAAAUGUAAAAAAUAUUUUCAGAGAUUACCGAUACUCUACUGACCCUUAUCCUCUGCUACAUGAAGUUUCUUGCCAAACAGAGAAUGUGCCUGAUUUUGAACUCCUGGAAAUCCUGAAACACCGAAAUAUUUCUUAGCAGCAACAACCUGAGACACUUUAGUAACUAGUUUUACUCCUGAAAGACUUUGGAGUGGAUUUGUGUUCUGGUCUAGCAUCAGAUAUCCUGCAGUUCACACUGACCAGCAGCAUAUUAUGCUGAUUAAUGGGCAUGAGCCAGAAGCAGCACUCCCACUGGAUUAUUCCCUGACAGAUAUCAUCCAGACAGCUCAGCUCAGUUAGCUCAGUAUGUACUGCAGGAAGUCUGUUUAUUGGACCACAGAACCACAUUUUUCCAUUUCUUUGUGAAUGUUGAAGCCCAGUCUGUUUUCACUGGCCAGUGCUACUUGUGUGAUCUACUCUCUACUCUAUAGCUACCCAGUGUACUGUAAAUGUGUUGCUUUACUUCCAAACUGUAAACUAUGUAUGCAUAUCUGUGGAAAUGUCAAAUUAUAUUUGAAAAAAAUAUAUGAUUUUAUUAAUGCUC